AUGAACAUCUCGGCAUUGCUAUAUUUCUGGAAUAUCUUCUGGGCUACCCCGGCAUUUCUCUUUUCGAGAACCACCAAGUCACCUAAUGUUUCCCAAUUCGAAGUACAUUCUUUGCCGGAUAGCCCUGCGUUACCAACCAGCUGGGCUGGUCGACUUCCGGUUCCGGGCAGAGCGGAUCGGAAUGAUAUCUUCUUCUGGCUGUUUCAAGCAGAGCAAAAGACAUACGACGAUAACCUGAUAAUUUGGUUCAAUGGCGGCCCCGGCUGUUCAUCGUUGAUAGGAUUAACCACCGGAAAUGGCCCCAUUCUGUUCGAUGGCAACUCGACCAAACUCAUUCACAAUCCAAAUUCGUGGACAAAACUUGGCAAUGUUCUGUAUGUCGAUCAACCGGUCGGAACAGGCUUCUCAACAGCCAGUUUCCCCUACCCGGUCAAAGACAAUGCACGAGUGACGGACGACUUCACACGCUGGCUACAUGGCUUCUUCAUGUAUUUCCCACACCUUGCAACAAAACAAAUCCAUCUAAUAGGAGAGUCAUACGCCGGCCUCUACAUACCGUACUUCGCAUCAGAACUCCUCAACAGCGAAAACAAACUACCUCUAGACGUGCGGUCAAUGUCUCUCGGCGAUGGCUCAUGGGGCAAUGGAGCAGCAAUGUCAUCCGUCGCAAUGGGAGCCUAUCUAAAAUCCAAAGCAUACAUGCUCAACAUCCCCGAAGAAAUCCUCUCAGUUUUCAACGAAGCAGACAAAACCUGCGGAUUCAACGAUAUACUCGCCCAAUCCGCGAUCUACCCACCAAAGCACAGAAUCCACAUUCCAGGGAAUCCAGAGAACUUCAACCUGAAACGUCGGCUUAGCAGAGACAUGAAUGACGCCCUAGACUCAUCAUGCAACAUCUUCCCAACAACCCCAGAUGAAGUCCGCAUCUCAAUUUUCAACUCAACAUGCUACGGCCACUGCGCCGCCCACUCAACGGCAAUGGACUACAUGACAACGACGUCCGAUGACGGGUCCAGAAAACCGGCCUGCUACGAUGUUUACGACAUCAGCCAUGACUGCAGCACCGUCUCCUCUUUGCCAUUGAUGGCCGAGUACUUCAGCCGCGCUGACGUCCAGUCUGCUCUACAUGUUGGCCAUAGUGGCGCUUUCCAAGCCUGCAAUUCGACUAUUUUGAGUACACUUCUUGCGGCAGACUCACCUGUUCCGCCAGAGUACUCCAUUCUCCCAUCUCUGGUUACGAAACAUAACGUCUCGCUGCACAUCUACAACGGAGAGUGGGAUAUGUUGAUCAAUCACAUUGGUACUGAGUUGUCGAUCCAAAAUAUGACCUGGCGUGGUGCGCAGGGUUUCUCACAGAAACCGAUUCAAGUUUUCUAUCCUGAUGAUGCGGCGCCUUCUUUGACGGUCAAUCCGACGGGGACAUCGGCUGCUACUACUACUCUCUCGACUGUAGCGGCCACUGCUGCCCCUGCUGGUACGUGGGCUAUGGAGCGUGGUGUGUCGUACCACUUAUUUCGGGGAGCGGGACAUAGUGUUUUUGCCACUAAGCCGAGGGAGAUGUUUGCCUUUGUGAGAGAUGUGGUUGUUGCUCCGAGAAGGGGCUAA
Messenger RNA from Penicillium nucicola, 1605 nucleotides. It is a transcript of the gene cp9, whose product is annotated as putative serine carboxypeptidase. Gene Ontology annotation, biological process: apoptotic process; proteolysis. Gene Ontology annotation, cellular component: trans-Golgi network. Gene Ontology annotation, molecular function: serine-type carboxypeptidase activity. The record is from RefSeq and is a predicted model, not a curated record. Bases 1 to 1605 code for a protein of 534 amino acids. The transcript is spliced from 2 exons. Lineage: Eukaryota; Fungi; Ascomycota; Eurotiomycetes; Eurotiales; Aspergillaceae.